Fusarium verticillioides 7600 is the source of this 1509-nucleotide messenger RNA. RefSeq lists its product as hypothetical. The coding region runs from base 1 to 1509 and encodes 502 amino acids. The record is from RefSeq and is a predicted model, not a curated record. The transcript has 2 exons. NCBI's taxonomy places the organism in Eukaryota, Fungi, Ascomycota, Sordariomycetes, Hypocreales, Nectriaceae.
AUGGAUAUCUCUUUCUUGUUCCAGCUCAUCUGCCUUAUAUCUUAUACUCCGAUGUUUGGUUAUUGCUCUCAACCUACCAUUCGCAACCCUAACGAUGUUGACUGGGCCUCAGUUACAGACUCACGUGGCAAUAAAUUUCCAGACUUCAGCUUCUGCGGCUAUCACAACUCAGAUAUACCUAUUCCAGAUAUUAAUCAGCGCGAUGUAAACAUUUCCCUGCCGAGAAUAACAUCAAAUGAUUUCUCGCCAAUGAUCCAAGCGGCAAUUGAUGCUGUCUCUGCAAGCGGUGGAGGCGUUGUCCAACUGCCUUCUGGGAGAAUAAAUAUUACAGCUGGGAUCCAACUUCACUCAAACGUUGUUCUCACGGGCACCGGUAAUCGCGCUACUACCUUAGCCCUGAUCAACCAGCCUUCAAAGCCUGUUUUCAGGCUCGGAACGCCUAGUGAUGCUGCGCUAACUCUAAACGCUAUAUCGAAGAUAACGGAUACUUACAUCCCGGUUGGUUCACGCACAAUUCAUGUUACCAGUACUACACGCUUGAGAGUUGGCCAGGAUGUUUAUGUGUCGCGUAUCGUUACGGAGCCCUGGGUGCGCUACAAUGGAAUGAGUGACUUAUUCCGAUAUGGCCUGCGACAACAAUGGAUCCCUACUGGUAAACGAAUCAUGUCGCCGAACACGAUUCAGGCCAUCAAUGGAAACACAAUUACGCUAAAAAUCCCGAUUACUGAUAACUUGGAUGCUACGUAUAUGGAUCCAGAGCUGAGGGCUUAUACCUUGCCACAACAAAGCACGGAGAUUGGAAUUCAAAACCUUCGCAUUGAGGUCCCCAAUACCUGCUCUGGUAGGCAACUACUUGAUCCGACCUGCAACAACGCUGCAAUUGAGAUUUCGUCCUGGACAAAUGAUUGUUGGGUGAGCAAUCUAAUGCUAGUUGGUUUUAACCGCUUCAUUGAUAUCAAAACCCAUUCUUCCCGAAUUACGAUACAGGAUGUCAUUAUGGAUCGAAAUAAAGAUAUCUUCGGGGUUGCUCUACCUAUUGAUAUUUUUAUACAGGGUCACCAAGUCAUCAUCCAAGACUGCCAUCAAGUUGGGAUCAAUAAAGCAAGGUCAUUCUCUGUUUCUACUGAUUCCCUUACACCAGGGCCAAACGCUAUCCUCAGAUACAACACGAACUCCAGCAUUCAGACACUAGCACCACAUGAACGAUGGUCAUGGGGUCUACUGAUUGAACAAACAACAGCACCGACUAUAAUCGAAAACCGAGGAAACAAGGGGACAGGCCAGGGUUGGACCAUGAAUGCUGCGGUCGGUUGGAAUCUUCGUACAAAUGUUACAUUUCAGACACCUCCACUUGGAAUCAAUUGGUGUGUUGGAUGUGGAAAGAACCAAGGGCCAGUGGGUAAUGCUACCUUUAUACGCUCAGGAAGCCAUGUAAGGCCUAGAAGCCUUUUUCAUGCACAACUCAUUGCACGUGGAGUUGAGUGGUCAAAUAGGGGAUCUGAUGAAUAA